Asterias rubens (European starfish) is the source of this 1178-nucleotide messenger RNA. RefSeq names its product multivesicular body subunit 12B-like. Gene Ontology annotation, biological process: virus maturation; regulation of epidermal growth factor receptor signaling pathway; viral budding. The transcript is spliced from 9 exons. Lineage: Eukaryota; Metazoa; Echinodermata; Asteroidea; Forcipulatida; Asteriidae. The record is from RefSeq and is a predicted model, not a curated record. Gene Ontology annotation, cellular component: late endosome; ESCRT I complex. The coding region runs from base 199 to 1035 and encodes 278 amino acids.
CUGGUACAUGUUACCAGUGCAAGUCUCUGAGUGGUACAACAACAGCGGAUCGGGCAAUUCUUCGAACGACAGAAAAGUCUUAGGAGAACCAUUUAUUGUGAUGCUGUAAAUAUUGUUUGAGAUCAUUUUGGAAUCCAGAAAUCACCAAGUUGCUCAUUGUGCGUGUGACUCCCAUAGUGAGGCUGCGAGGGAAACAAGAUGGCUGACGACUCACAGCCAAUCACAGGUGUCUGUGUAGUUGCUGACAAGUCUCAAUGCCCAAAGUGUUACGAAGUGAUUGAGACCACUACAGACAAUCAAGAUGCAGACCUUUGGAAAGAUGGUUUCUUCAGGAAAGUAACAAGAUACGUGUGCUUCACUCGUCAACUCGUGCAAGGCAAUUUUGUGCUUGCUGAUCUUACAGUAAUCAAAGAAAACGAUCAAAUACCUCAGGGCUAUACUAGUAUUGCAACCACUUCUGAUACAAAGGAACCUGUCCUCAAGAAGAAGCUACUCAUUGCACAGUUUGUCGCAAGAGGGUCAACAACAAGUGCGCUGUGUAACAUGUUUUUGACGACGUCGAAAGCCAAAACACGAUCAUCUGAAGGUGCAUAUAGAGCGGAGAUUAAUGGACUUAUCUUGUAUUUGAAAACAGGCCCAAUUCCAAGUCAGGCAGUUGGGCCUGUCCAGCAAAACGCACAGCCUUCAAGCAAUCCCCAGCCUUACAAUAGCACACCUAGUUACUCAUAUGGAUCCGCUGGACAGCAGAGCACCAGUCCAGCCCAGCCUCUACCGUACCAGUAUCCACCGAGAGGGGCUAAAAGUGGUACCCUGACUCGCCAACCAUCUAUGAUACAAACGAAUGCAGCUACUGAACGAAUUCAUUCAGCCAUUGAAGGAGUUCCAUUUGAAGUUCAUGCCUCGCUUCAAGACAAUAACCAAUCCUAUGAUGCACCAACAUUACCCUUUCCAUCAGAGCAAGAUGUGAUGUUUGAAUAUAGCUAUGAUUUCCGGACAGAGUAUCAGAUUAAACAACGGGUAUGCGCCUCGCCUUAGAGCCAAGCCGACAACAUUGGUAGGGCCAGUUAAAAGCCAGUUUCCACACUUGUGAUCCAAGAUAUGCAUGAAUUAACAAACCUGUGAAGGUUUAAAGACACUGGACACUAUUGGUAAUUGUCAAAGAUCAGUCUUCUCACUUG